AUGGUUAUCAAAGUUGUCCUUUUUAGUUCCCAUAUGAAUGAAUUAAAUUUAAAACUGCAAGGAAAGAAUAACCUUGUCUUUGAUCUCUACAGAAUUAUUGCAGCAUUUCGGAGAAAGCUAUCAUUGUUUGAAGCACAACUUGAAGGAGGAAACUUCCCUCAUUUUCAGUGUUUUCAAGAGUUUUGCAUACAAAAUGUGGAACAUGUUAACCUCGAGUUUCAGAAAAAAAUUAUUCGGGUCUUAAAUAAGCAUUUUUCUCAAAGAUUUUCAGAUUUUGACAGAAUUGAGAAUGAAAUUCUUUUGUUCGAGAAUCCCUUUGGCUGCAAUCUUGAUAACAAGCCAACUGAACUACAACUGGAACUUAUUGACAAGCUAAUACCUUGUUGA
Octopus sinensis (East Asian common octopus) is the source of this 387-nucleotide messenger RNA. Its product is annotated as general transcription factor II-I repeat domain-containing protein 2B-like. NCBI's taxonomy places the organism in Eukaryota, Metazoa, Mollusca, Cephalopoda, Octopoda, Octopodidae. Bases 1 to 387 code for a protein of 128 amino acids. The transcript has a single exon. The record is from RefSeq and is a predicted model, not a curated record.